Rotaria sp. Silwood2 is the source of this 3573-nucleotide messenger RNA. Lineage: Eukaryota; Metazoa; Rotifera; Eurotatoria; Philodinida; Philodinidae. The record is from the annotation of a GenBank genome assembly.
AUGAUUGACUAUCGAACAUAUCCACGUAUAACUGGUUCUCUUCGUGCACAUUCUGAUAUAGCUGAACGAUUACAUUAUCGAGGUGAUAUUGAUGAAUUACAACGACGUCGACAACAAUCAUCAAACAUCGAUUCAACAAUAACAUUAACAUGGAAUGAACUUCAACAAUUAUUUUUUAAACAUAGUUUAAAUUCAACAAUUGAAUCACAAAUUAAACAAUUACGAAAAUAUGCUAUUGAAUUUGAAUCUGAUUCAUCAUCGAUUGAUUCUGUUUGUAUUUAUCUUUUUGAUCUAUUUCGUAAUAUAAAUCAAAUUCAAGUAUCACAUUUAAAAGAAUUAAAAUUAAGAUUUCCAACUUAUACUCAACAAUUAGUAACACAAACAUUUGAAUUAAUACGUUUAUUAAUAAAUUCUCUUAAACCAAGUUUUAAUGAAGAAUAUUUAUCACGUACUACAUCGAAAUCAUCAUCAUCAAAAUCAUUAUUUGGUGAAGCAACUCUCUUUCAUCCUGUUUUAUUACAAAUGAAUGAACCAAUACCAUGGUUAGAUCGUUUAUCUUAUGAUUUAGCAUAUCAAGAACAAGAAAACAUUAAUAAUGAAGAAACAAUAAAUGAAAUUUUACCUAUUGUUACAUCUUCAAUAUCAACAUCUAUUUAUACUAAAAAAUGGCUUGAAGAUCGUUUACGUACUGUUUUAAAAUCUCGUGAUGAUAAAGGUGAUCUAGGUCAACAAGAAUUUUGUAAUUUAGUUUUUGAAAAUCUUGUUUCAAGUCAAACAGAUGAUGAAAUUCAACAUUCCUUAUGUGAUAUUAUUGGUUAUGAUCAUUUAGAAUUAAUUAGUGAAUUUAUACAAAAUCGUCAAAUGAUAAUUGACGGUGUUUUAAAUAGUGCUAAAGCUCGUCCACGUGAAAUUGUUCGAGCACCAGAACUUAUUCAACGUCAAACACAACCAAUUCAUGGUCCAACUAUUGUUGUACAAAGUGAAGAAGAAAAACGUUUAGAAAAACAAAUAAGAAGACAAUAUCGAAAACCACAACAACAACAACAACAGCAACAAUCAAAUGAUUUUCUAAAUGAAUUUUCUAAUCCAGAAUUAUUAAGAUAUGAACGUGAACGACAAUUACUUUUAGCAACAGAAAAACGUUAUGAACAAUUAUCAAAUAUAUCUCAAUCAAGUUCAUUACAAACAAAGAUUAAAUAUCCAUUUGUAUUUGAUCAAUUACAAGAAAUAAAACAAAAAACAGCAUAUAUUGGUGGAAGAAAUCUUCUUUUACCGGAAAAUAUUGAACGAAAAUCAACAACAACUUAUGAUCUUGUUCAUAUUCCACAUGGUGAACAAAUUAAAUUAGCUAAUUUAGGAAAACAUAUUUGUUCUGAACUUGUUCGUUAUGAAGAUUUAGAACCAUUAGGACAAAUUCUAUUUAAAGAUAAUAUUAAAACACUUAAUUUAGUUCAAUCAAUUGUAUACAAGACAGCUGCUUUUUCAAAUGAAAAUAUUCUUAUUUCUGCUCCUUCUCAUUAUUAUAUAAAUUAUAUAACAAUUGAAACAAUAAAUGGACGUUUAUCAAAUCGUAAUAUGACUGAAGCUGAUCUUAUCGAACUUGCAUCAUUAGCUGAUGAAUUUUCUCAACUUAAAGUUCGUGAUGAUGAAUUAGAUGAACUUGAUUUAUUAUAUAAUAAUCAAUGUCAUUUACCAGUUAAAGGUGGUGUAGAAAAUGUUCAUGGAAAAACAAAUAUUCUUAUGCAAGCAUAUAUAUCACGUGCACAAUUAAAGUCAUUUUCAUUAAUAUCAGAUAUGUCAUAUGUUAAUCAAAAUGUUGUUCGUUUAAUACGUGCUUUAUUUGAAAUUGUUCUUAAACGUGCAUGGGCUAUAUUAUCAUCACGUUUACUUCGUUUAGCUAAAAUGGUUGAACAACGUAUGUGGGAUACAAUUAAUCCAUUAUGGCAAUUUUCACAAUAUAUUAAUAUUGAAAUUUUACAAAAAUUAGAUGCAAAACAAAUGACACCAGAACGUUUAUUAGAUAUGGAUGCAAAAGAUAUUGGUAUUAUGAUACAUAAUGCACGUUUAGGUAAAGAAAUUAAAGCUUAUGCAUCAUAUAUACCUAUAUUACAUAUUGAAACACAAUUACAACCAAUAACACGAACAGUAUUACGAAUAAAAUUAACUAUAACAGCAGCAUUUAAAUGGUCGGAUAAAAUUCAUGGUACAACAAAUCAACAAUUUUGGAUAUGGAUUGAAGAUCCUGAUACAGAUAAUAUAUAUCAUUCAGAAUAUUUUAUUAUAACAAAAAAACAAGUUAAAUUAGAAGAACCACAAAUAGUUAUUUUUACUAUACCAAUUAUUGAACCAUUAGCUAAUCAAUAUUAUGUACGAACUAUUAGUGAUAGAUGGCUUGGUUCUGAUACAACAACUAUUAUUUCAUUUCAUAAUUUAAUUUUACCCGAACGUCAUAUGCCACAUACAGAAUUAUUGGAUUUGGAUCCAUUACCAGUCACAGCAUUGGGUAAUUCUGAAUAUGAAGCUUUAUAUAAAUUUAAACAUUUUAAUCCAAUUCAAACUCAAUUAUUUCAUUGUUUAUAUCAUACAAAUAAUAAUACAUUACUUGGUGCUCCAACAGGUUCAGGUAAAACUGUUGCAGCUGAAAUAGCUAUGUUUCGUGUUUUUAAUAAAUAUCCUGAUAUGAAAUGUGUUUAUAUUGCACCAUUAAAAGCGCUUGUACGCGAACGUAUACAAGAUUGGAAAGUACGUUUUGAAGAACGUCUUGGUAAAAAAGUUAUUGAAUUAACAGGUGAUUUUACACCUGAUACACGUGCUAUACAACUGGCUGAUGUUAUUGUAACAACACCAGAAAAAUGGGAUGGUAUGAGUCGUUCAUGGCAAACACGUUCCUAUGUUAAACAAGUUGUUUUAUUAGUUAUUGAUGAAAUACAUAUGUUAGGUGAAGAUCGUGGUCCAGUACUUGAAGUUAUUGUUUCACGAGCAAAUUUUAUAUCUUCACAUACAGAACGACCACUUCGUAUUAUUGGUUUAUCAACAGCUGUUGCAAAUGCUCGAGAUUUAGCUGAUUGGUUAGGUAUAACAGGUACAAUUGGUUUAUAUAAUUUUCGACCAAGUGUUCGACCUGUACCAUUAGAAGCACAUAUUCAAGGUUAUCCAGGCAAACAUUAUUGUCCACGUUGUAUGUCAAUGAAUAAACCAGCUUAUAAAGCUAUACGUACACAUUCACCAAAUAAACCUGUUUUAAUAUUUGUUAGUAGUCGAAGACAAACACGUUUAACAGCUGAAGAAUUAGCGAAAUAUUUAUUAAAUGAUGAUAAUCCAAAACAAUGGUUACAUAUGCCUGAUUAUGAAAUGAAUAAUUUAUUAGCACAAAUACAAGAUAAAAGUCUUCGAUUAACAUUACCAUUUGGUGUUGGUAUUCAUCAUGCUGGUUUAAAAGAUCGUGAUAGACAUAUUGUUGAAGAAUUAUUUGUUAAUCAACGAAUUCAAAUAUUAGUUGCAACGUCAACAUUAGCAUGGGGUGUUAAUUUUCCAGCACAUCUGGUUAUUAUUAAAGGUAAUUGUCUAAUGUAG